Molecule: messenger RNA, 996 nt
Organism: Zea mays
Lineage: Eukaryota; Viridiplantae; Streptophyta; Magnoliopsida; Poales; Poaceae
Product: E3 ubiquitin-protein ligase CCNB1IP1 homolog
Exons: 4
Coding region: 1-996 (331 amino acids)
Biological process (GO): chiasma assembly
Source: RefSeq, a predicted model, not a curated record
AUGGAGGUCCUCGAAGGGGAACGCUGUGCUGCUCCUGCAUCCUCUCCAGAGCCGACUCGGACGCCACCGUCGUCCGUCUCAUCUCCCUUUCUCCGGGAGGACAUCUCGCUGGUCGGCACGAGCUGGCCUUCUUCUCUGGUUCUGGCCCUCGCCCCCACCUCACCCCACUCUGCGCCUCCCCCUGUGCCCACGUCGUCGAGGCACAUGCCCGCCCAACUCCACCUUGCCUUAGCACUCUCCUUCUCCGACCCGGACGCCACCGUCGCCCGUCCCAUCUCACUCUCUCCGGGAGGGAAUCUCGCUGGCCAGCACGAGCUGGCCUUCUUCUCUGGCUCCGGCUCCGGCUCCGGCCCCACCCCACUCCACGCCUCCCCCCGUGCCCGCGUUAUCGAGGGUUCAUUGGUGCUGAUCCAUACAAGAUUUGCUGAGAAGAUGGCGAAAAGAUGUCAGUUGUUGGAGCAAGAGAAUGAAAACUUGAACAGAGAUAAGCACGAGCUGCAAGAAAAAUUUGCUGAGAAAUCCAGGCAGAAGAGGAAGCUUGAUGAGAUGUAUGACCAACUGAGGAAUGAAUAUGAGUCGGUGAAGUGUUCUGCCCUUCAACCUGCAAAUAACUACUUAGCAAGACCUCAGCCAGACUUGUUUGCAGGCAUGCCCAACGUGAUGGAUGGUGGCGACCAUCUGAGACAAGGAUCGGUUGAUCUUCCUAAAACUCCAGGGCAGAGAGAUGAGGGCUGGGGUCCACCGCCAAGGCAACGUCACUGCACCUCUGGUCCCUUUGAUCUGUCCACCGGGUCUCUUGCCCAUGCCGUGGCUCCUCCGGUUGAUAUCAGGCCCAGACAGCAGACACGGUCAGUCUUCAGAGCUACACUGAACAAUCCAUCAAGCACCCUGCGAAACCUCAUAAUCUCACCUGUCAAGUGUCCCAGACGUCCCGUAAUUGCCAACACAUAUUCACGUAAUGAUCUCCCUUUUACUCAUGCAUACAGCAACUAUUGA